Messenger RNA from Alnus glutinosa, 1255 nucleotides. RefSeq lists its product as uncharacterized. The coding region runs from base 417 to 899 and encodes 160 amino acids. Lineage: Eukaryota; Viridiplantae; Streptophyta; Magnoliopsida; Fagales; Betulaceae. The transcript is spliced from 2 exons. The record is from RefSeq and is a predicted model, not a curated record.
CAAAAGUUCUCUCUCAGAAGGUGUUUCUCUCUGCCUUAAAAAGCCUCUAGUACUAUUGCUUCUUUCAUUCACAAAUAGUUGAGUGGAGGAUUUUGUGGAGGAGAAACAAAAAGCAAUCUCUUUGUUUUGCUCAUAGAAGAUUUGGGUUUCUUUGAAAGUUAUCGAAAAGAGAGAGAUAAUUAUGAGCUUGAGUUCUUAGAGAGAUCGAUCAUUGAAGAGUCUUGUGCUUGAUUGGGUUGUGAAGGUUUCUUUUGAAAUGGUUUUGAUGUCUGAGAUUUUCUUGGCUGAAGAAGAGAAGGUUGAAGGAAAGUGGGAGAAAGAGAGAUAACACAUACAAGGCCCGAGGGCAGAAGUAGAGGGGAAAAAACAAAGGGAUUGGGCUGUUUUGGUCUGCAGAACAAUAGGGGCUAUUGAGAAUGUCUGCAACAAUACUCAGUGACCCAAUGCUAAUAUCAGCCCCGGAAGCACCACCAGCGGCAGCUACCAAACUCAUGGCCCAAAGUGAAGUAGAAUCCGCCAUAUGCGACUGCUGUGGACUAACCGAGGAGUGCACGCCGGCCUACAUAUCACGCAUCCGGGAGCGGUACCUCGGCAAAUGGAUAUGCGGGCUAUGCUCUGAGGCCAUAAAAGACGAGAUUAUAAGGUCUGAAAGGCUACUUAGCACUGAAGAAGCCAUGGCUAAGCACAUGAACUUCUGUAAAAAAUUUAAGUCCUCAGAGCCGCCUCCGGAUCCUACAGUGCAUUUGAUAGCGGCCAUGAGACAGAUUCUUAGACGCAGCUUGGAUUCUCCGAGGGGAUUAAGGUCUACGCCAGCUAGUCCGGUUAAAAGUGACCAGGAAAUCCACGGGCCGGGUCUUACUAGGUCCGGCAGUUGUUUUCCCAGUCUGUCUGGUCCGUGAAGGUAUGGGAUGGAAUGGGGAGAAAACAGAGAUGAACAUGGGGAGGAGUAUACGUCUCAUUUGCAGCAAAAUAAAAAUCCCAAAAAAAAAAAAAAAAAAAAAAAAAAAGAAGGGGCAAAAUCGCUAUUGUAGUUAUCAAGUAUAUAACUUUCCUUCUCAAAAGUUUCAUCCUAAAACUACAUAUAAUGUUGCUCUGUCUUCUCUGAAUCUACUCAUUGUUUAGAGGCCCUAGAACAGGUUGCAUGACAGAGGCCUUAAAGCAUAUGGUUUUAAAAUUUGCUAAUUGGUUGUGAGAAGUCCAAAGAGUGCAAUUUUGCAGAUACUCAUAAGUAGGGAAUUAAUUAAGUUGGUGGAAA